UUUCUUGCUGAACAGAACGUUUCUUUCCGUUGGACGAAUAUGUUUCAAGUUCGGUAUGUGACGAUUAUCGUAUUGUGCUGUUUCACCGUAAUUUACGGUAACGUUGUGAGAAAUGAAGAUAUUUGUGGAACUCACAAUGGCAGACGCUUAUACCUGGAAUUAGGCGAAAAGGGUAUACUUUAUGCUAAAAAUAUAUCCUUCAUCAAAAAUUCACCUAGACAACAAUCAUCUAGAAUUUAUGCGACUAAUAGUUCGCACGAUCAAUGCAGUCUCGAAUUAGUAACCUGUCCUUCGUGCGUUAUAAUUGUUACCUUCAAGAAUCUUGCAUUAUCCCAUCAUUGCGGUGAUGGUGGUGUUAUGAUGGAUAAUCCGUGCAGGUGUGAUUACGUUUGGAUUUCUGAGCCACCGUACGAAGAUGUUUCAGGUACACCUUAUUGCGGUUUAUAUUCUCCUAUCAUGUAUAGAUCAAGUACCAGAACAUUAUCCAUCACGUUGCUCUACAGUCAAUCGCAUAAGCACGCUUUUACACUCGAAUAUACAGCCGAAAGAAACAGAUUACAUCUUAAAGGAACAGAAAUGAUGACAGCUGUUACGAAAGGUCUGAAUAGUACAGGCGGAGGUAUUCUAACGUCUCCGUUUUUUCCAGCACGAUAUCCACGAGAUUUAGGUUUGGAAUACAUAAUAACUUGUCCGUCCGAAGCUCCGUCCUGUCGGAUCAGAAUAUUGUUUAGUGAUUUUCAAUUAGCUACAGUUUCUAUCAUGGAGUUUUAUGAUUGGAAUGGUCAACGACUUGACGUCAGUAGUGGUGCAAGAUUUCGUCCACCGGUGAUAGUGAGUUCCGGUCCUUCCCUUCUGAUAAGAUUUUAUGCUAAUGGUGGUACCGGUCUGGGAUACAAAGCAUUUUAUUCGUUCGUAAUCGGCCAUCUCUAUGACAAAUCAAUUCAACCAAUCACGGAUUGCGGAGGAUACGUUGAAAAUUUGGGCGGUGCGAUUACCAUGAUGGACAUGGUAGGACAAGGUGUUAAAACUUACGAUUGCGUUUGGUUGAUAAGACCACCGAAAAAUUUUCUACACAUGAAGACGCAUAUGUAUUUGAAAGUUGUCGCAUUCGCUGACAUGGCUGGUAAUACGGAAUUGACUAUAAAGCAAGGUCCCACAUCGGCACUUUUACCUUUGGAAGUUUUAAGACACCCCGUGAGUCAGUUACAACCACCCAGACACAGAGAACACAUUGCACCCGUUACAAGUGGAUUUCACGUAAGCCUUCGGGGUACUUUUGGUCCAACAUCGCAUCUGGCUAUAGCCUACACUGCUUUUAGUUACAUGGAUUGUUUCACGGGCUCCGACUUUCUGUGUCAAAAUCACAGAUGCAUACCGAGCCAACUUAAUUGUGAUGGAUUUGAUCAUUGCGGAGACAACAGUGACGAACCAGCUACAUGUUUCAGAGAUUGGGACGUCGAGCCGAGGGAUAGAAAAUGGCAUACAAAUAAAGCGAAUUAUUAUUUCCCGAAGAUAGAUCGUUAUCCCGAUUUAAAAACGGCCACGUUGGUUUUCGUUGCUAGUAGUCUUGGCUUGAUUGUAUUGAUAUCUGCCCUUAUAAUAUUGUUGUACAGAAUGGGUGCCAGAGCAAGACAACAGAGAGAAUUACAAUCGCGUUUACAAACGAUCAGUGAACUUUUGGUCUUUGACAUUACAGACGGUGCGAGGAUAGAUGAAAUCUCAGUGACGGAUGAUCCACCGGUUUACGAAGCACCACCCGGAUACGACGAAGUUGUCAAACUGAGCUUAGAAUCCGACGUUGUUGGACGAAAGAAGAGAAGAAGUUUCAGUCGCGAGUCGAGAAAUAGAAAUUCACCGAGUAGAUGCUCACACGAGCAAGAGGCACAGUCGUCGAUGUGUUUAGAGGGUGCCAGUACCAGUCGAGGUAGUCAAACAACUCCGACAACUUCUUCAACUGCGAGGAAUUCAAGAGUUCCCGAAAGUCCGCCACCACCUUACGUUACACCUCCGGGAUCGAUUGGUAGAAGUCUUCAUAUUUCUGAUAUACCUUCCUCUUCUUCGGGAUCUGCUGAAAUCAAUGACAGUGUCGGAAUACGAAAAUGUCGGGCACGUCGAGCCUGGUUAAGAACAAGUUGCGAAUUUUCUCGAUCCCAGCAACAGAACGACGACAAAUUAAGACAAAUGAAAGAUUCUUCGUGUUCAUCGAUCGACGCUGAAGUCCUCGGUGCGUAUCUCCAGGACUACAUUGCCUCCUGUUCGAGCUGCACGAUCGACUGCUCUGCUUCACAGCCGAACAACUCUCAGAGUGCAUCGAGCGACAUCAAAGGAGAAUCAUCCCAGGUAAUCAGAGAAGAACACGUAGGCCAAGGAGAAGACGAGGAACAUCAUCGGGUGGACGACGUCGUUGGUAAUUCGCAGAAUGGAAGUACAGAUGGGUGUUCUUGCGAGGGUGCUUGUGGAUGUGCCAAUAAUCAAAUAGUUUUAAUCGACGAGUCAACGAUCAAUCAAAACCCACAAAUAAACGAAGUUACAAUGAACGAUGAAGAUUUCGAGCAAGCAACUGUUAGUGUUGAAUCGGGAAGGAAACAAACCAACGGAGAAAAUGGAGACGAAGAGGAAUCUGUAUCACCGAAAAAACAUGCUAUUAUCAGACUUCUAGGUAGCAGUUGUUCGAGGCAUAGCAGAUCAUCGUCCAUUAGCAACGUAAAUUCGACUGGUAUAUCUACGGCAACUUCUACUCCUUACAGUACAUUAGGAAGAUCCUUCAGGAAAGUAUCAGUCUGUUCGCGUGACAGUUAUGCAACUAAGAUAUCAACCAUAAGUGUUUGCAACAGUUGCGAGAAACUUCACGACGAGUUUCAAUUCGUCUCAGAAGCGGCGUCAGUUAUCGGGGCUACAAAUCCAAGUACUAUGGCUAAUACACCUAUCAGUACACCGAAAAUCAUCAAUCUUCAACGUAGACGCGUUAGAAGAUAUUCAAGCUGCGAUUUGGAAAGUUUUUACGAAAGUAUCAAAGUUUUGGAUUCUUACCUAGCUCGUAGAUGUUUGUCGUCCAAUCAACCACCACGCAGACAAUCAACUAUUGCCGUUAUGCUUUUUGGUACACCUGAACAUUCUGGUAGACGUCUAACUGGCAUUUCUAGAUCAGCUGAUGGAACGAUACGAACUCGUACUCGUAUAUGGCGUUCCAACGAUGAUACUUUGUUCAAUUGAUCUCUUUCCUAGAAAAAUUACUUGAGAAAAUGUUUAAGAAAAAAUGUUUUCUCUCUCUCUCUCUCUCUCUCUCUUUCUUUCUUUCUUUCUUUCUUUGUCUC
Polistes canadensis is the source of this 3314-nucleotide messenger RNA. RefSeq lists its product as uncharacterized. The record is from RefSeq and is a predicted model, not a curated record. NCBI's taxonomy places the organism in Eukaryota, Metazoa, Arthropoda, Insecta, Hymenoptera, Vespidae. The transcript is spliced from 12 exons. The coding region runs from base 40 to 3213 and encodes 1057 amino acids. Gene Ontology annotation, molecular function: protein binding.